Raphanus sativus (radish) is the source of this 777-nucleotide messenger RNA. RefSeq lists its product as uncharacterized. The coding region runs from base 111 to 659 and encodes 182 amino acids. The record is from RefSeq and is a predicted model, not a curated record. NCBI's taxonomy places the organism in Eukaryota, Viridiplantae, Streptophyta, Magnoliopsida, Brassicales, Brassicaceae. The transcript is spliced from 6 exons.
UGGCGACGAUAGUGAAAGUGAAAGGCCCUUUCGGUAGAGAUUCUUUUGGUUCGGGAUUGGAGUAUUGUUGUCGGCCAUUGUUAUUUGGGCUUAAGAGAGAAACAAAAGCUAUGCAGAGCUCGAUGAUCUUCUUCUCUGGUGUUGUUCCUCCUGCUCUACGUGUCAGAUCGGUCUUCACUCCAGCGAAUCCAGCAACCGAUCGAGGUUCCAUGGCGAGUCCCUCUGGUGGUCCAAAGUGGGCUCAGAAAACCAUCACUCUUCCACCUCAACGACGUGGAUGUCAUCUCAUCACUUCUAAGAUUCUGAAGGAAAUUGGACAAGAUCUGUCGGGUUUCAACUGUGGUCUUGCUCAUGUCUUCUUACAACACACAAGUGCUUCUCUUACAAUCAAUGAGAAUUAUGAUCCAGAUGUUCAGGCUGAUACUGAGACUUUCUUGAACACCAUUGUUCCUGAGGGGAGAUCAGCUCCUUGGAGGCAUACCAUGGAAGGUCCAGAUGACAUGCCAGCUCAUAUCAAAUCUUCGAUGUUUGGAUGUCAGCUUACAAUCCCAAUAACGAAAGGAAAACUUGGCAUGGGAACCUGGCAGGGAAUAUGGCUGUGUGAACACCGUGAUGCCCCAACAGCACGCAAAGUUGUGGUCACACUGAAUGGAAUCUAGAUAUACAUGUUUAAAGGGCUUUGUAACCUCGUAGUUUUACUUACGGUCUUGUAAUGGAUGUUGUUCACUUUUUUUAUUUGAAACAAUGCUCUGCUAGUAAUAUGCACAUUAUGGUGUU